AUGGAGACGGCACGCAAGUACAAGAUAAUCUUUGUCCACGUCGAUGAAACGCCCCAUUCGGUUCUGUUGGAUCUCGAAGUCGAGUCGGUUGAUCAAUUGACCAAGGCGAUCCUGAAAGAAGUCGUUGAUGCUGCGGCCAAAACAGUUUACAUCGUGGAAGAAGGAAAAACCGGUCUCCGUCCCCUCAUCGACCUCCCGACGGGUCCCACGCUCUCUGUCCAAGUUCGCGCCACCAUCGAUGAGAUCAAGGGUACGUUGUACACCAUCUGA
Messenger RNA from Acanthamoeba castellanii str. Neff, 270 nucleotides. RefSeq lists its product as uncharacterized. The record is from RefSeq and is a predicted model, not a curated record. Lineage: Eukaryota; Discosea; Longamoebia; Acanthamoebidae. The coding region runs from base 1 to 270 and encodes 89 amino acids. The transcript has a single exon.